CUAACUGUAAAUUGCCGCUGUUGCUGUCUCGCUUCCGUGCGCUGCGCCUGCCUGCCAGCCUGCCAGCCUGCUGCUUGUGUGUGUGUGUUUUCUCGACAUUCUCCCUUCCCCCGUCUGCGUCUGGCAUACCACGUCACGUCAGUCCCCGAGAUUGAGAUUGCACAGAACCAGAACCAGAACCAGAACCGAAGUCGAAAAGGAAACGGAAACCGCAUCAUCGCAAUGGCCGAAAACUGCCCCAAGUGCAAGAAAUCAAUCAACGGGAAGGAGGCCGGGUUCAUAAUCUGCAACUCGGACGACUGCCGAAAGAAGUUCCAUCGCACGUGCGUGAACAUCGACGACGCCGUGUACGAUGUCAUCCAGAAGAACCCGAUGGUUUCGUUCAACUGCGACGAGUGCAAAAAUCAAUCGCCACGGGCGCUCUCGUCGAAGCUGCACACCAUCGAGGAGAAGGUGAACAAGGUGUGCAAUGGCAUCAACCAGAUCCAGGGCCGGAUGUACCAGCAGUACUUCCAGUUCGGCAACCAGCCACCCAUGCAGCAGGCCAGCGCUCUGGACACCACCAAGAAGCAUCCGCAGCAGAACAACCUCAUCGUGGUCGGCAACAACUGCAAUUCGGAUCGAUUGCAGGUCGUCUGCGACUACGGCCGCUGGGUGCAGGUGGGAAAAUUCGCCACGAACACCAGCGAGGAGGAUGUCAUCGACCACCUGGCCGAGGAGCUAAAGAUCAACAAGAACCUGGUCAAGUGCACCAAACUGGUCAAGAACGAUGCCAAUCUUUCGCAGCUAUCCUACUGCAAGUUCAAGAUCUCCAUUCCGGACUAUCGCUUCAACGAGCUCUUCAAUGAGGCGAUCUGGCCCAGCGGAGUUAUGGUCAGUCCCUUCACUCCCCGCUCCCAGCUGAAUCAGAAUCGUCUAUAGAGGGAGGGGUACGGCGGCCGGGAGAGUGGUGACACCAGGGUUAGGGUGAAGCCGCCGUGUGAGAAGUGAGAGAGACCGCCGCCGUAACAGAGAGAGAGAGAGAGAGAGAGAGAGAGAGGGAGACCCGAAAAAGAGAGAGAGAGAGAGAGAGUUGGCGCACGGAACUGCAUUGAGGCGGCCUGAAACUCGCAAGGGAUGAUUUCCGGCCAGCGAUAAAAACAACAACUGCAACCGACUGUCGUCGUGCCGUGUCGUGUCGUCGUGUCGGGUCGGGUCGGAGUGGGGGAGUGGGGUUGUUGCCCCCAUUGUAUGCAAAUUUUUGACACUCAAAACCCUUGUCUAAAUCUUUCAAAGCUUACCGAACCUAUCUAAAAAAUGAAAACCAAAAGCAGCAAAUUUAUUGAAUUAACUUUGAAAAUGCAUUUUAAAAUGUUUUAGCGUUGCGUAAAUAUCGACAAAUGAUAGACAAACAAAACUAAAAAAAAGUAUUUUAAUGGCAACUCACAGUAAAAUAGAAUGUGAAGCAAAAUAUUAGUCAUUUAUGCAUAACUGUCGUACUUAAAUUAAAGUAAACCCGCCCCUGCCCCCAAAACUAAGCGUAUUAGACACAGCGAUUAAAAUUGAAACUAAUAUUUAAACCUCCUCCGGAGUUCGGACCGGAAACGAAACCCCAAACCCAAACCCAAACCCAAGCCCCCCACAUUCUUUAUCAAAGAUUAUUUCCUAAACAUUAUUGUACUACUUCCGAAUACGAAUACGAAUACGAAUACGAAUGUGUAUGUAUGUAUGUGUUUAUGUAUUUCCAAAUUGGAAUUCUACAUUAUAUAUAGUUUCACGAGAAAUCGAUAGCAAGUCCUACUAUAUUGCAUGUGUACGGCAUCUAACCAAUUAAGUACUUAACCAAGUAAACAAGUAACCAAACCAAAAGUAUAUUCAAGCAGUCGACGGCUUAUAUUGUAUUGUAUUCGUAUAUAUGUAUGGUAGUUUGAGGCAUUUUCAAAGCUUGUUCCCAACAAAGUUUGGAAAUUUUGCAAACCAAUGCACAGGACACUGGCAAAUUGUAAAACCCGUUUAAAUUCAGAACAGAAAUAUAUGUAUUUGUGUAUUCGAAGGUGUACUAUACUCGUAUAAGCAGGAACAGAAACCGAAACAGCAAAACAAAUGGAACCGAUAUCGGAAUAACCUUAAAAAAAUACAACAAUAACACGGUUCCACACGGCUCAUCAUGUUUGCUGCUUUUUAAUCAAACAAGAAUUCGAUACGAAGCUGGGCAAAUUUGUUGCAAUAUUUACUCAAGAAUCGAGUAUAAUGAGUGUAAUUGAUAUAUUUUUUUACGCGAAGCGAACCCGUUUCGCUCUCCAAACAGCAAUAUUUUCAAUGGCCACGGUCGCGUCGUAGUCAUACCCAUCCGACUCCCAUUUCCCAACGCCCAUUCGAUGUGAGAAUGGGAAAUGGCAGCUGGGGCAGCUGGGGCAGCUGGGGCAGCCGUGCUGUGGUCCGCACCCAAUAAAGUUCAGAACAAACCGUAGAUAAUUAUGCAAGAGUCAGCAAACGAAAUGUAAAACACACAUAUAUUAUAUAUUUAGUAUACAACAAUAUGCAUGCAUGUAUUUAUGUCAACUUUUUCAAUAAAUUCUAAAGAAAAAACAC
Molecule: messenger RNA, 2571 nt
Organism: Drosophila miranda
Lineage: Eukaryota; Metazoa; Arthropoda; Insecta; Diptera; Drosophilidae
Exons: 1
Source: RefSeq, a predicted model, not a curated record